AUGGAUCACCUUUGGAUACUUUUUGAUGGUAACCCACAGCUGCUUUACCAGUUUUUUAACAUACCGUUUGCUUUACUGUUCUACUGUUUAGCUAGACAAGGACAUCUCUCAAUUGUAAACAGGUUUAUCUGUUUGACACUGGGAGGCGUCAUCUUGGCCAUUGUAACAAUGGGUCCAUUCAGCUUAUUGCUGUUCUUCAGUGCUGUACUUUUCCUGCUGCUGAUCCACUGUCUAGAACCAACACAUAUUCAUCAGUGGACUUUAGGGCUGCAGAUGUGUUGGCAAACUUUCUGGCAUUUGUACAUCCAGUACCAGCAAUAUUGGCUACAAGAGACACCAAACUCCAGGCUUUUACUGGCCAUGUCUGCUCUCAUGUUGAUGACCCAGAGGGUUUCCUCUCUAUCACUGGAUCUGCAGGAGGGAACAGUCACCAGUCACUUUCAAAUAACCCAUCAGUGUCAAGCCUACGCCAUUAUUCCAUUAAGUUACUUGCUCUAUUUUCCUGCUCUCCUUGGAGGACCACUUUGCAAUUUCAACACUUUUGUUGAGUCUGUUAGGCAACUGAGCAUGGCUCCACCCUUGGCUUCUUCUUUGGGUAAUCUUUCUCUAAAGAUUUUGCAAGUUUUAGUUUUGGUGUGGCUCAAAUAUCCUCUUCACGAGCUCUUACAAUCAACUACAUUCAAUAUAAACAGUCCUUGUGUUUUUCGAGAUAUAUUAUGGAUCUGGAUGCUGUCAUUGCUACUUAAGAUAAAUUAUUAUGCACACUGGAAGGUAAGUGAAUGUGUUAACAAUGCUGUAGGCUUGGGUCUCCAUGGUUACAGUCACAUUGGAAAUACAUCAUGGGAAGGGCUUUCUGAUGGCAAUCCAUGGGUGACCGAAAUGUCGAGUCGUCCUUCAAUGUUUGCACGCCAGUGGAACAGAACCACAGCUGCAUGGCUUCGAAGAAUGGUCUUCCAAAGGUACAACAGAUCUCCACUGUUCUUGACCUUUGGGUUUUCAGCUUGGUGGCAUGGCCUUCAUCCAGGUCAAAUUGUGGGAUUUCUCAUCUGGGCUGUCACCAUACAGGGGGAUUACAAGCUGCAUCGCUUCUUGCAGCCAAGGCUUACCUCCCCAUGGAGGAAAUUGCUGUACACCUGCCUAAACUGGGUCUUUACUCAACUGACUAUUUCAUGUGUUGUUGUUUGUGUAGAGCUUCAGAGUUUAUUGCCAGUGAAGCUUCUGUCUUCUUCAUAUAUUGCUGUGUUUCCACUACUAAGUUUUCUGUUCAUUAUGAUACUGUGAGUAAUUAAAAGUAUCAAGGGUCGUAAAUAAUACAAAUGUCAAAAACAAUACAAACAGCAACACCAACACUUUUUAUCAUUUUCUUUCUUUUUUUGUAAAGGAUGGGGGGAUUUUACGUUAAGUUGAUGCUACGUCAUCUAAAACAUUAUUUUGCAUUUUAUAAUUAUUAUGCAUGUAAAUUUAUGACCAUAUUAAUAGAGAGAUUACAUGGAGGAUUUGAACUUUAAAACAAUCAUUUGUCACACACCACAUUUGCAUUUAAAAUAAACCUGUGAAGGCAAAAAGGUGAAAAAAAAAAUACUUUCACUUAUUAAUUCAUAUCAAUUAUAACCUAAAAUCUUUGUUUAUUAAAAGUUCAUGGACAUGUCAUGCGUCAACUACCCAUGGCCUUUUCAUAGAUUAAAUAUAAUAAAUCAUAUUAAAAUGAGCUAAGAUGACUAUCAGAGGAAAGCAAAUAAUUUUGCAAAAGAUCAGCAUCCAGAUUUGACAUUAUGGAUAAAUUAUUUUGUACAAUAUGAAGAUUUUCCAAUUACCAUGUAUUCAUCACAACACAUCAAAUGCUUUGCAUGCACUAGUGAGAGACACAGCCAUAUUUUCUUAUAAAUUAUUUUAUAUAUAUAUAUAUAUACACACACACUACCGUUCAAAUGUGUAGGGUCACUUACUCAUUCUUUAUUUUUAUUUUUUUUCACAUUUUUGAAUAAUAGUAUAGUCAUCAAAACUAUGGAAUAAUAUAAAUGGAACUAUGAGAAUUAUGUUGUGACUAAAAAAUCCAAAACAAAUCAAAACUUUGUUAUAUUUUAGCAUCUUCAAAGUGGCCACACUGCCUAGAAUUUGCAGAAAUGUACUCUUGGCAUUUUCUCAAC
Myxocyprinus asiaticus (Chinese sucker) is the source of this 2147-nucleotide messenger RNA. It is a transcript of the gene mboat4, whose product is annotated as membrane bound O-acyltransferase domain containing 4. Gene Ontology annotation, molecular function: serine O-acyltransferase activity. Bases 1 to 1281 code for a protein of 426 amino acids. The record is from RefSeq and is a predicted model, not a curated record. Gene Ontology annotation, biological process: lipid modification; peptidyl-serine octanoylation. Gene Ontology annotation, cellular component: endoplasmic reticulum membrane. The transcript is spliced from 3 exons. Lineage: Eukaryota; Metazoa; Chordata; Actinopteri; Cypriniformes; Catostomidae.